Molecule: messenger RNA, 753 nt
Organism: Trachymyrmex septentrionalis
Lineage: Eukaryota; Metazoa; Arthropoda; Insecta; Hymenoptera; Formicidae
Exons: 3
Coding region: 62-526 (154 amino acids)
Source: RefSeq, a predicted model, not a curated record
ACGACUCAUAAUAUCGCGUGUAAAUAAGAAUCUGCGUAGAACGUAUUGGAGAGAAUGGAAGAUGUCUUUGCCAAAUCAAAUGUUUGACUGUAUAAAAACAAAUAAUUUGACAAAAGAUGAACUAAAUCGAAUAACUGACGAUGUAAAUAAAGCUUUAAUUGACCCAAAAGGCAAUGAACUUUUUGAAAGCUAUCUUUCUCAGUUCAAUUUUUUGGAUGGUUCAGUAAAUUUGAGGUUGUACAACACCUGUUCAAAGAUCCUGAAUGAAAAGCAGAGAUCGAGUCAAAGCAAUUUAUCAGGAGAAUCAUUGGAAUCACUUAUUACUAAAGUAAAAAUGAUAAAAGAAACUAUCGAAGAAGAAGAUAUAACUGCAAUAGAUUUUUGUGUUAUGACAGACUUGAACAAAGCCUUGGAGGCAGAAAACAAAGAAAAAUUACUCGGCGUAUUAGAAAGGAUCAAAGAAGAAUGUCAAAAUAAUCUACGAGAUUUGCAUCAAAAUUUUAGGCGGCACAUCUUGGAAAAAUAACGUUUAAAAUUUUUUUAAAAUAUUAACUUAAAAUUUUUACAUUUUUAUAUUUUCUUUUUUUCUUUUUUGCAUUUGUGCGUUGCAUUACGAAGAUCCUUCAUAUUUGUUCCUGCAUAAUUUAUUUUUACACGUGCAGUUUACAUACUGUACAAUGUACUUAUUAUCCCAAAGUACUUAAUAUAAUAGCUCUGGUAUUAUAAAAGUAAAGUUAAAGUAAGAAUAUACUU